Messenger RNA from Acaulospora colombiana, 425 nucleotides. The record is from the annotation of a GenBank genome assembly. Lineage: Eukaryota; Fungi; Glomeromycota; Glomeromycetes; Diversisporales; Acaulosporaceae.
AUGUUCGUGUUGGAAACGAUGAAAUUUUAUAAAAACCAUUACUUCAAAGAGUAUUACCAAGAAGGAAUCCCGAAGCUCCCCGCGCGUUCUUUGUCUAUUCCAAAUUUUAAUAAAGGAGAAGAGUGGACUCCAUACUAUACGAACGACAUCAUUAGGCCCGAGGUAAUGCUACAGAGGGAUGAUGAUCUAGUGUUCAAUAAGAACUGUGAGAUCUCUCGAAACAGCUCACGAAUACUCGCGCAAAAUGACAUUGAGAAUCAAAGAGAUUAUCGUGGAAAGCAUAAGAAUAACGAGGUUUUAAAGACUCGCAACAUUAACGACAAUAAAUCGAUGCCCACGGAAUUUAUCAAUGAUCAAAAAAAUGUAAAAGUUGUUCGUAAUCGAAUUUCAAAGGAAAACAUCGAAAACAAUGACGAAAAGACGAU